CUCUGAAUAACGUUUGAAUAGCAAAGAAUGAUCACUGUAUCUUUGGAAGAACCGAUUAACGACAGAACUGCAGCGGUCUUCCAGCUGCUAGUGGUCAUAUUUGUGUCCUAAUCUGCGGUCUGUAGGUGGAGGCGGCAACGCCCUGAUGCCCUCGGAGAACAAUCCCCCCGUUCUGUUUACAACCAGUCGGCUGGGAGAAACUGGUUCCCCGCAGUGGGUCGUUAGCUAAACGGUUCUGCCGUGAGUGUUGUUUAGAAGGGGGGGAAAAAUGGCUGAACUGCAUGUCGUGGAACCGAGUGGAACGGCGACCAUAGAGCAGCCCGAACAUCGCGACGUUCGGGGUUCGAUGCGUCUGGCGUCGCCCACUCUCUUGGUUCCUCCGCGGAGCAGCAGCCAGCUUAGCCCCGGCGGAGGAGGCAGCAGCGGGGGCAGCGGCAGGUCGGUGUUCGGCUUUCCGCUGAAGAGCAACCCAAGCUCGCCGUCCGAACCGUUAGACAAGCCAGGCUCACGGUGGGUUCGGCUUAAUGUUGGCGGGACCUACUUCAUCACGACCAAACAGACAUUAUGUAGGGAUCCAAAGUCUUUCUUGUUCCGACUGUGUCAAGAAGAUCCUGACCUGGAUUCUGAUAAAGACGAGACUGGAGCCUACCUUAUCGACAGGGACCCCACGUACUUCGGCCCCAUCCUGAAUUACCUUCGACACGGAAAGCUGAUCAUGGAUAAGAACCUGGCUGAGGAAGGCGUUCUCGAAGAAGCCGAGUUCUACAACAUCGCCUCCCUGGUGAGGCUGGUCAAAGAGCGAAUACGGGACAACGAGAACCGAACGUCUCAGGGCCCUGUGAAGCACGUGUAUCGAGUACUGCAGUGCCAGGAGGAGGAACUCACACAGAUGGUCUCAACCAUGUCGGACGGUUGGAAAUUUGAGCAGCUCAUCAGCAUUGGCUCCUCCUACAACUAUGGGAACGAGGACCAGGCAGAGUUUCUGUGUGUCGUUUCCCGGGAACUCAACAACUCGACGAAUGGCAUCGUUAUCGAGCCCACAGAAAAAGCCAAGAUCCUUCAAGAGCGAGGCUCCCGGAUGUGAGGAACCGGCGAGUCGGAGCAGAACCGACGGCAUCAUCAAAACCACGAGCGCGCACUCCAGUUAUCAUCGAUCAGCCAGCUGCCCCCCCUCCUCCAGCGUGCCUUUCCACCGCGGAGGCUCCCCGACGCUUCCUCGUCUUUAGCGUUGCAAGGCGGCCCCGGCUUCUCUCCUCGUUUCUUCUCCCCGUUUUAAAGACACGACGAGUGAGGCGAUUCUCCUCUUUGGCUGUGACGGUGAAGUUUUGUUGAUCUCAAUGGAUGGGUGCACAGAAUAAAUCCUCUUUCCCUUUUAGCGGCUUUUAUCAGAUCUGGGAUGUUCGCUGUGCGUCACAAAUUUGGAUCAAUUCAGCAGAAACUCCGCAGGCAUAAAGGAAUUAAAAGGACUCCAUUUUUUUUUUUUUAAACCCCGGCUGCAAACGGAGCCUCGACGCAGCAGAUUUCCUCGUUACUUCUGGAGACGGAGCCUGAUAGGCGCAGCGUCUUCUCCGCUCGUUAACGGCUCACAGAGAAGAAGGAAGAGACCCUUUUUCUUCCUUUCCGUUUCCUGUAUGCGGCUCAUUUCGAUCUGUGAAAAUUUGGAAUAUUUCCACGCAAAAGAAAGCAGCUGACUCAAAACGGACCAUUAUUCCACUAGUGCACAAACGUGUCCAGGCAUGUAAGGAAUCUAUAUUAAAACCUAUAUAGUUGUCAAGAUGAAAAUAUAUGAAAUUUUGAAUGCAAACGGUGUAAUUACUGACUUCUGUAUCAUAGCUGUCCUAUAUUUACAUAUUCUUGUGGGUGAGUUUAUUUAAACAAGGGGGGGGAAAUAUAUAUAUAUAUAUAUCAGUUUUGUUACCAGACUAAGCGCCCGUUAGAGUGUGAGUUUGUGUGUGCAGUGCCUCUCUGUUUUCUGUCCAUCACUGAAAUAUCACACUUUUCACCUGCACGUUUUCUGUAGUGUACCUGAAAAGAAAAAGGAAACAAACAAAAAAAACAAAGGUGUUUUACAGCUUAUAUAUAUCCUACUUUGAUCUAUUGCAUAUCUUAAAAUUGUAAUUAGGGAUGAAGAAACCUUUCGCCUGUUGCCGUCUGAGCAUAAAAGCGUGGCGAGGUUCGAACCAUGGCCAGUCCGUAAUCGGCCUCAACACAUUCGCUGCGUCUUGUGUUUACUUCUCAGCCUUGCAGCCAAAUGUCGUCUUGAAGUCUGCAGCAUGUGUAGCAGCCGCAGCGCGAGCAAACUGUCCUGCUCGCACUUAAACCCCGAGCCUCCAUCGAUGCAGGAACCUUGCAGUUUGUAAGAGAACCUCUCAGAGCAGAAGAGUCCUGACUUUUAUCCUCUUCAAAUCAAACGCUAAAUUUUUUUGUUUUUGCGGUAGAUGGCCAGCAACUUAGAUGCAGCAGGUUUUCUCUUGAAAUAUAUACAGUUUCAUCUUAUUAAAUGAGAAUAUAGUUGAAAAGUUUAUAUAUUGAUUUAUUCUACUAGCGGGGAUAUGUUUCAAGUGUUGAUCUCUGCUUGUUCAUUUUGAUAAAAGUGACUUUUAGCCAAAGGAAACCUAAAAAUUCAGCUUUCCAGAAAAUUUGAAUAUUACAUAAGACCACCAAAAAUAGUACACAGUUGUUAGUUCGUGUAAUCAUGACUGGUAACUUAAGCUGUCCAGAAGAUGCUCAUCGACACUUUCCAUGUAGAAAUUAAGUCACAAAGCUCAUUGUUCACAGAAAGCUGUAGCCAAGAAUAUUGAUGGAAAGUUGAUUGGAAGAAAAAAAAUAUCAGUAAGCAUUAAUAAUAAUAAAAAAAAGUACCAGAAAAAAAACUUUAAAUAAAUAUAUUAUUGAUGUAAAAGGAAUGUAGUUUCACUUUUUGGAUUCUAACAUCAAUGUAUUUAUUUAGUUGAGAUAACUUAGAAAUAUAGUUUAAUGAUUAAUACCAACCAUUAGAACCCAAACUAUUAUUUUUAACUGAAAGAAAAUGCGGGAAACAAAGUUUUCUGAUUAUUAUUUUUUUCUUUUUGUUUUAAAAUUUCCUGCUCGAUGAAUGACCAUAACAGGUAAUUUAUCCUAAAACAAUGAUCCGGCCCGCCUCGCUAAAAGAUGUCCGAUUAUUUCGGUUCUAUAACCUGGAGAAAAAUAACCACAGUAUCACAAAAAAAAAUAAAAAUAGAAGCAAACAUGUAUCAAUAGUUCUAUUUGCUUUCUUUU
Molecule: messenger RNA, 3258 nt
Organism: Poecilia latipinna (sailfin molly)
Lineage: Eukaryota; Metazoa; Chordata; Actinopteri; Cyprinodontiformes; Poeciliidae
Gene: kctd2
Product: potassium channel tetramerization domain containing 2
Exons: 6
Coding region: 269-1084 (271 amino acids)
Biological process (GO): proteasome-mediated ubiquitin-dependent protein catabolic process; protein homooligomerization
Cellular component (GO): cytoplasm; Cul3-RING ubiquitin ligase complex
Molecular function (GO): cullin family protein binding
Source: RefSeq, a predicted model, not a curated record